Molecule: messenger RNA, 4464 nt
Organism: Lepus europaeus (European hare)
Lineage: Eukaryota; Metazoa; Chordata; Mammalia; Lagomorpha; Leporidae
Gene: TBC1D9B
Product: TBC1 domain family member 9B
Exons: 22
Coding region: 54-3827 (1257 amino acids)
Molecular function (GO): calcium ion binding
Source: RefSeq, a predicted model, not a curated record
UGUGGCGGACGCUUCCGCCUCGCGGGCCUCGGCCCGGAGCGAGCGGCGCCGCGAUGUGGCUGGGCCCCGAGGAAGUGCUGGUGGCCAACGCGCUGUGGGUGACGGAGCGGGCCAACCCCUUCUUCGUGCUGCAGCGGCGCCGGGGCCACGGCAAGGGCGGCGGCCUCACGGGUCUUCUCGUGGGUACCCUGGAUGUGGUGCUGGACUCCAGUGCCCGCGUGGCCCCCUACCGCAUCCUGCACCAGACCCAGGAUUCGCAGAUCUACUGGACCGUGGCAUGCGGUUCUUCCCGCAAAGAAAUCACAAAACACUGGGAAUGGCUGGAAAAUAACUUGCUCCAGACACUGUCCAUCUUUGACAAUGAGGAGGAUAUCACCACCUUUGUCAAGGGCAAGAUACACGGUAUCAUUGCUGAAGAGAACAAGAACCUGCAACCCCAGGGGGAUGAGGACCCUGGGAAAUUCAAGGAGGCAGAGCUCAAGAUGCGGAAGCAGUUUGGGAUGCCAGAGGGGGAGAAGCUGGUGAACUACUACUCCUGCAGCUACUGGAAAGGUCGCGUGCCCCGGCAGGGCUGGCUCUACCUUACUGUCAACCACCUAUGCUUCUACUCCUUCCUGCUGGGGAAGGAAGUGAGCCUGGUGGUGCAGUGGGUGGAUGUCACACGGCUAGAGAAGAAUGCCACCCUCCUCUUCCCUGAGAGCAUCCGUGUGGACACCAGGGACCAGGAGCUCUUCUUCUCCAUGUUCCUCAACAUCACUGAGACCUUCAAGCUCAUGGAGCAGCUGGCCAACCUGGCCAUGCGACAGCUACUGGACAGCGAGGGCUUCCUGGAGGACAAGGCCCUGCCCAGGCCCAUCCGGCCGCACAGGAACAUCUCUGCUCUGAAGCGAGACCUGGAUGCCCGAGCCAAGAACGAGUGCUACCGGGCCACAUUCCGGUUGCCCAGGGAUGAGCGGCUGGACGGCCACACAGGCUGCACCCUGUGGACGCCAUUCAACAAGCUGCACAUCCCCGGCCAGAUGUUCAUCUCCAACAACUACAUCUGCUUUGCCAGCAAGGAAGAGGACGCAUGCCACCUGAUAAUACCCCUGAGGGAGGUGACCAUUGUUGAAAAAGCUGACAGCUCCAGUGUCCUGCCUAGCCCGCUGUCCAUCAGCACCAAGAGUAAAAUGACUUUCCUGUUUGCCAACCUGAAAGAUCGUGAUUUCUUGGUUCAAAGGAUCUCUGACUUCCUCCAGAAAACGCCAUCCAAACAGCCAGGCAGCAGCACUGCAGGGAGAAAGGCCAGCGUUGUGGACCCAGCUCCCGAGUUUCUCCCAGCUUCUCCGGAGGCAUCAGAACAGCCCACCAGCCCAUCAUCUCCGCUCAGUGGCCGCCGGGGCUUCUGUGCACAGGAGGUGCCAACUGCUUCCCAAGGUCUGCUCAAGCUGUUCCGGAGAAACUCGCCCGUGGAGGACCUCGGAAUCAAGGGGGCCAAGGAGAAGAUGAAAGAGGAGUCCUGGGACAUCCACUUCUUUGAGUAUGGGCGUGGCAUGUGCAUGUACCGCACGGCCAAGACGCGGGAGCUGGUCCUGAAGGGCAUCCCCGAGAGCCUGCGAGGAGAGCUGUGGCUCCUCUUCUCUGGGGCCUGGAAUGAGAUGGUGACUCACCCUGGCUACUACGCUGAGCUGGUGGAGAAGUCCACAGGAAAGUACAGCCUGGCCACAGAGGAGAUCGAGCGAGACCUCCACCGCUCCAUGCCCGAGCACCCUGCCUUCCAGAACGAACUUGGCAUCGCUGCGCUCCGACGGGUGCUGACUGCCUACGCCUUCCGAAACCCCACCAUCGGCUACUGCCAGGCAAUGAACAUCGUGACCUCGGUGCUCCUGCUCUACGGCAGCGAGGAGGAGGCCUUCUGGCUCCUGGUCGCCCUCUGCGAGCGCAUGCUACCCGACUACUACAACACCAGGGUGGUGGGAGCCCUGGUGGACCAAGGCAUCUUCGAGGAGCUGACAAGAGACUUCCUGCCCCAGCUGUCAGAGAAGAUGCAGGAUCUGGGGGUGAUCUCCAGCAUCUCGCUCUCCUGGUUCCUGACCCUCUUCCUCAGCGUCAUGCCCUUCGAGAGUGCUGUGGUCAUUGUUGACUGCUUCUUCUACGAGGGCAUCAAGGUGAUCCUGCAGGUGGCCUUGGCUGUCCUGGAUGCCAACAUGGAGCAGCUGCUGGGCUGCAAUGACGAGGGCGAGGCCAUGACCAUCUUGGGCAGAUGCCUGGACAAUGUGGUCAAUAAGCAGAGCACCUCGCCCCCGGUUCCACACCUCCACGCCUUGCUCACCAGUGGGGAUGACCCUCCUGCACAGACGGACAUCUUUGACCUUCUCAAGGUGUCCUAUGAGAAAUUCAGCAGUGUGCGAGCCAGUGACAUCGAACAGAUGCGGUUUAAACAGAGGCUGAAAGUGAUCCAGUCCUUGGAGGAUACCGCCAAGAGGAGCGUGGUCCGAGCUAUACCUGGGGACAUUGGUUUCUCAAUUGAAGAGCUGGAAGACCUUUACAUGGUGUUUAAGGCCAAGCACCUAGCAAGUCAGUACUGGGGGAGCAACCAUGCGGCAACCGCCCGCCGGGACCCCAGCCUGCCCUACCUGGAGCAGUACCGGAUCGACGCAAGCCAGUUUCGGGAGCUCUUUGCUUGCCUGACACCCUGGGCCUGUGGCACCCACACGCCUGUGUUGGCAGGCCGCAUGUUCCGACUCCUGGACAAAAACAGGGACUCGCUGAUCAACUUCAAGGAGUUCGUGACUGGGAUGAGUGGGAUGUACCACGGGGACCUGACUGAAAAGCUCAAGGUGCUCUACAAGCUGCACCUCCCCCCAGCCCUGAGCCCAGAGGAAGCCGAGUCAGCCCUGGAAGCCACCCAUUACUUCACAGAGGACAGCUCCUCAGAAGCAUCUCCUCUGACCUCAGAUCUGGAUCUUUUCCUGCCCUGGGAGGCUCAAGAGACACUAACGCAGGAAGAACGAGAAGGAAGUGGAAACGAGGAGGGCCGAGAAAAACAAGGAGAGGAGAAGGGGACCAGCCCUCCAGACUAUCGGCACUACCUUCGCAUGUGGGCCAAGGAGAGAGAGGUUCAGAAGGAGACCAUCAAGGAUCUGCCCAAGAUGAACCAGGAGCAGUUCAUUGAGCUGUGCAAGACACUGUACAACAUGUUCAGCGAGGACCCCCUGGAACAGGACCUGUACCACGCCAUCGCCACGGUGGCCAGCCUCCUCCUCCGCAUUGGCGAGGUGGGGAAGAAGUUCUCGAGCCGCAACAGCAGGAAGCCCGGGGACAGUACCCCCAGCGGGGAGCAGGACGGUGCCGCCGAGGAGGGCGUGCCCCCAGCACGGGAGCCCCAGCCACCAGCCGCAGGGGACCCCCAGGCCAAAGCCGGUGGAGACACCUACCUGGGGAAGGCGCCACAGGAGAGCCAGAUGGUGGUGGAGGGGGGCAGUGGUGAGGGGCAGGGCUCGCCCUCCCAGCUUCUGUCCGACGACGAAACCAAAGACGACAUGUCCAUGUCCUCCUACUCGGUGGUUAGCACGGGCUCCCUGCAGUGUGAGGACCUCGCAGAUGACAUGGUGCUGGUGGGCGGGGAGGCCCGCAGCCCCACGGCUGCCGCACGCCUCGGGGGCACCAUGGACACGGACUGGUGCAUCUCCUUCGAGCAGAUCCUGGCUUCCAUCCUGACAGAGUCCGUGCUGGUCAACUUUUUUGAAAAGAGGGUGGACAUUGGGCUCAAGAUCAAGGACCAAAAGAAGGUCGAGAGACAGUUCAGCACCUCCAGUGACCACGAGCAGUCUGGGGCCCUGGGCUGAGCCCUGCAGCUCUGGCUGAGGCCUCUGUCUCCUCCCUCCCUCCCUCCCUUCCUGAUUUCUCAUUAAAGACAAGCCCCUCCCGUCCACCCCAGAAGCAGCGGGUUGUAAGUGGAAAGAAGGCUGAUGCCAACACAGUUGCCUUAGAAAGAGUCCCUGGGCCUGGGUCUCCUGGCAGCAGCCGCUCCUGGGGCCCAGGGAGACACGGCUGCUCCUAUCUUCCUCUCUGCCCACGGGAGCUGCCUCAAGCCAGAGGUCCCUGCCUAGCAUUAGAGGCGCUCACAUCUGCCCCCACUUGCCUCCUGCCUCUGCGGCCAGGCCAGAGCGGGUCCCUCCAGCCACGGAUGCUCUCCUGCAGCUGGGUAGGCCAGGGCUCUGACCUGCCACUUGGCACAAAGUGAUGGAACUGGAAGGUGCUUUCCGAGAGCCCCUGAGCCUGGACCUUCUGCCGGAGACACGGGCAGAAAGCGGCACCAAAGUGGGAGCUGCACAGCACCCAAGUGUGCUCCUCCAGCUCAUCCUUGUCAAGAACCCAAAAGCACCUCCCUCAGGUCCUGACCUAUUCCUCAUCUUCAUUUCAUAUGGCUAAAAUCACACUGUGCUCAAUGCCUUAAUAAACCCGUGAAGGAACUGAAACUCA